UGCUCUAACUAAUAGUUCUAAUUAGAGUUCUAGCAGAGGACUACUAAUUGCCAAGAUGCAACUCAGGUGGUUGCAGUUGCCAAAUUGCCGCUAGGUGCACUUAGUCCGUCGCAAUGCGUUGCAUCGUGUGGUACAUCUCGCUGCUGGCUCUGUCCAGCUUGGUAUUGGCUGCUCGGUUGGGUGGGCGCACCAAACGGUUUCUCAUCUUUCCACGUCAAUCGCCCACAAGACAUCUGUUUAUUGCGGGCAUAGGCAUUCCCGCAGAUUUGUCCUAUGAAUCCUUGGUGAUUGGUCAUGUACUUAAAACCGAGUUUUUUCUGCCCUACAAUGCCACCGUAUACAGGCAAAAUCCCUAUUUGCCGGAAUACAAACACCAGAGUGUUCCCAUAAAUACUAAUUUGAAUCAGUUGCGACUGUUGCAAAAGCAGCCAAGCCAUUUGCGUUGGCAGAUUUAUGCAUACAUUGAGCACAUGUUGGAUAAUUAUGGCUAUAAUGGCCACGAGUGUAUGCUGCAAGCUAUUUGUGAGGCGAACACAAUUCAGUUCUCAAAGGACUUUAGCGUGGUGCAGGAGCUGUUGCACGUGCUCUUCGCGCCCUCCACCUCCCUGAAUGCAGCUGCUCCCGAGGCAUAUGACUUCACUUUGGCCGAGAAGGCAAGCACAAAGUCGAACAGUUGUGAGAUCUAUGAUUGUAAUCUGAAGCUACUUGAUUGGUUUUCUCAAGUAAUGCACAUAAUUUGAA
Drosophila arizonae is the source of this 741-nucleotide messenger RNA. RefSeq lists its product as uncharacterized. NCBI's taxonomy places the organism in Eukaryota, Metazoa, Arthropoda, Insecta, Diptera, Drosophilidae. The record is from RefSeq and is a predicted model, not a curated record.